GCCCCGGAAGCGGCGGGAUUUCCUGUGCCCGCCCCGCGCUGGCCGCCGUCGCCUGUCGCUGGCUGUGCGGGCCGCGGGCUCGGCCGCGCCAGGCGGGAGGCAGCACCAAGGGCCCGAGCCGGGGUCACAGUCUGUGCUUGCCGCAGAAAUGCUUUCUGAACAGCCUGUAGUCCUGGGAGCAGGAUGGGAGUCGACAAAUGUACAUCUGGAUGGAGCAGAGUCCCAGAUGGAGAGAGGAAACCAGGAAGAGGGCCCAUGGAGAACAGCACCAGGGGCGCUGGAGCACCUUCACUGUGACCUUGAAGAGGAGCCACUGUCCCUUCAGGAGAAGUCUCAGUCUGCUCCCUAUGCUCCAGCAGUUCCUCAGGAGGGCAACACUGCAGACUGGGAAAUGGCAGCCGCACUUCUUGCAGCUGGAUCCCAGAGAAGGGAAGGUCGAGUGGAGGAAGGAGGCUGUGAUACAGUCUGCAAGAAAGGAUGAGGAGGGACUGGUAACCAUCAAGGAUGUGUCAUUGUGCUUCUCCCAGGAGGAGUGGCGGAGCCUGGAUCCCUCGCAGACUGACUUUUAUGGAGAAUAUGUCAUGCAGGAAAACUGUGGGAUUGUCGUCUCUCUGAGGUUUCCGAUUCCCAAACUGGACAUGCUUUCUCAGCCAGACGGAGGAGGAGAGCAGUGGGUACCUGACCCCCAGGACUUAGAAGGGAGAGAUAUCCUGAAGGUCACAUAUACAGGAGAUGGGAGCGAGCAUGAAGGUGACACUCCUGAAAUGGAGCCGGAAGCUCCCAGGGUGUUAUCCGGUGUAUCUGAAGAAACUGUUCCCUGGAAUCCAGGCCAGGCUCAGAGCUGGGAGUCCAUGCCUAGGGGCCCCAGAGACAUGCUCCUAAGCCCACCCUUUGUUCGGGAAGACAUCUUCUCAAGCCUUCUGGGUAGUGCUGAGAUGGACACUCUCUUAAAGCCCCAUACGUGCCCUCAGUGUGGGAAACGGUUUGUGUGGGGCUCCCAUCUCACCAGGCAUCAGCAAACACACACUGGGGAAAGGCCCUACAGCUGCCUCAAGUGUGAGAAAAGCUUCGGGAGAAGGCAUCACCUGAUUAGGCACCAGAAAACCCAUCUACGUGACAAGCCAAGCAGGUGUUCUGAGUGUGGCAAGAAUUUUCGAUGCAACUCCCAUCUGGCCAGCCACCAGAGAGUCCACGCGGAGGGUAAGUCCUACAAGGGCCAAGAGAUCGGAGAGAGUCCCGGGAAUGGGCAGCAGCAGCUUGCCCCACCGGUGCCAAAGUGCCAUGUGUGCACCGAAUGUGGGAAGAGCUUUGGCCGAAGGCACCACCUCGUGAGACACUGGCUGACCCAUACUGGGGAGAAGCCCUUCCAUUGCCCUCGCUGUGAGAAGAGCUUUGGUCGCAAGCACCACCUGGACAGGCACCUGCUGACCCACCAGGGACAGAGUCCUGGGAGCAGAUGGGACAGAGGGACAUCUGCCUUUUGAAAUCCGUCUCUUCUGUAGCUAUGGUCAAACCUCUCAGCCGGUUCUAUCAGCAGCCACUGCCAGAGAUGCCCCUCUCCUGGACCCUGAUGGCCAGAGCAUUUCUUACCAUUUCUCAAACGAAAACAGAGUUCUUUGGGCAAAAUUUUGGGAAACAGUGCAAAAUCUGUGUGUGAUUAUUCAGCUUGAACCCACUGCCAAGAAAACAGUGGAACCAGUAGUGAUGGGUGAGGUUCGUUUUCAUUGGUUGGAGACUAUGUUGGAGUCUAAAUAUUCAUGCAUCACCCUUGUGUGCUGAUUAUUUUAUAUCCCCUUUGAAGAGGGGAUAUAAAGUGAAAGGGGCCAUGUCAGUAUAUCAAGGGCCCUGAGAACUACUGCAGUCAAAUUAGUGUCUAUUAAUGCAAUGUUUCCUAAAUUUAUUUGGCCUCAGGAUCUAUUUCAGAUUCCCACAGAACUGGUGACCCUGUGAAAUGUAUUUCUGUCAUCACUGGGUUAAAAGGCGACGAGGAAACAAGAAAGAAACAGUGACCAGACACUCAGAACCCCGAUGUUGAUCUAUGAAAGCAUGGGGGCCAGACAUUGUUGUAUAGGUCUAUCAUCUUCCCCAUCAUUACACGUGCCUCUCACCCUUACCUCUGAAAAACAUAGAGUGGCCUUUCACUUUCUAUUCUAUUCUAUUCUCUCUCUCUCUCUCUCUCUCUCUCUCUCUCUCUCUCUCACACACACACACACACACACACACACACACACACACACGGCUGAGGAUCAGAUUACAAAGCUAAAGGAUGGACUUUACACCCCAAGUAGUCCAGGCCCACGCCGAAGAAAACACUAUUCCCCUCAAGAGCCUUCCCUUUGUAUUUGGUGUCUGUGUACGUGUGAAGAAUCUUUGUGGAAAGCAUGCUCAGGGCAGACUGGACUCACGAGGUGUUCUAGGAUUGUGUUCUAAGGUAAGACUAGUGGGGACAGUAUGCGUUUCUGUUUUUUUUUUGUAAAGGGAUUCUCAGUAGAACGGUGCAAUGGUGGCUUAAGUUGUGUACGUUUCCCCCGGAAUUCUUGGGAUGUAGACGUUUGUGGAUUUGUAUAUCUAAGUCAGAAUCUCUGUGAUGAAAAUUAUUUUUUCCCACAUAGAUGGAAAGAGACUAUUUUUUGUUGACUUCAAGCAAGGUGCCAGUGGGUCGUGCUCAGUGCAGUUUUGUCUUGUUUUAAGUGCUACAAGAUUAGGACAGGAAUAGCAGCACCAGAAGUUACUCCCAUUAUUCUUGUUGGAUUUUCUUAGCUUCUUCAAAGGGAAGAACUGUUGUCGAGCAUCUCAUUCUCCCAGGAAAAGGGACUUUUGGGGAAAAGGCUGUAGCUAGGUCUGGCACUGGUGAGGGUAAAAGAGCUCUCUGAGAGGGUUCCUCUGUGUUCUGGAAAUGACAUUACACCGAGACUCUUGACUCUAAGGUUAGCCGCCUGCAAUGUUCUCACGUCUGUUGGCUCAUGAGUUGGCCACUGUUUUUCUUUUUGGUGGUGGUAUUAAUCUUACAAUCCAACCAGUUUUAUAACGUACAAUUUAUCUUCUAUAUAAGAGAAGUUUGGAGUUGGGGAGGAAAAGAGCAAAGUAUGUAAAAGUGGAUAUUUUUCUCUUCAAGGUUUUCAUGCUGUUUUUGUUUCCCCUAAAAUAUUCAUUUCUCAAAUACAGUUGGAAUUAGCCAGAGAAGUAGGAGGAAGUGGUUUGCAGCAAUCUAGUUGAUGCAGGUACUGCUCAGAAAGAUCUGGGUGAAUCAGACAGAGCUCUUGGGCCCUGGGCUCAAGAGGAAUUGAAAUAGAGUCAUGUUGCUGACUGGGCCUCCUGGUUAAGUAAGCAUCCUCACAUCAACUCCCUCCUGCUGCUGAGACUAGCCUUCCUUCUAGAGCCGGAAUGCAUUUGUCUUGUGUUCUGAUGAAUUCAGCAAAAGCAGACAGCCCUUUGCGAGCAGACCUUACCCUAGGCCCCAGGAACAAGGUCAGUCUGGAGUCAGUGUUGAGAAACAGAAAAAUCUCCCACUUAAGUCAGUUCUGGGUAACGCCCUUUGUAGGAGAACAUGUUUCAAAGGCUCAUUGUGGUAUCUCACACCUGUAAUCCCAGCGCUUGGGAGGCAGGAGGAUGGAUCCCUGACUUCUGGGUUAGCAACAGCUAUGUAAUGAGAUUCUGUCUAAAAACCAGAAGGAAUUUAUUCCUGCCUGACUCAUGGUUGUUGUAUAGAUCCCCGCGUCAAGAAGUACAAGGCAAGAUUCAGGACAUAUUUUAAGGAUUAAAAUCCUAAAGCUGUCCAGAGAUGAGGACAGGGCUGGAUCACAAUACUGGAAUCUGCUUACACCAUCCUCUGUCCAUAGGGACACGGGCACACUCACAGCUCAGCUUGCACAGCUGUCUUUAAGGGCAUGCGGAAGUUACCUUCCAUCUUAUCAAAUUAUGCCUGGUGAUGGCCACACUUAACCUCCAGCCUUUUCUCUCUCCUAGUCAUUGCAGGGAUAGGAAGUGGAGCCCCCAAAGUGUAGGUGCACCUACAGCACCCCGCUGACAGGCAGGUAGAGUCCAAGGGCUUUGUGCAAAAGGAACAGCCCUUUGGCUCAUUUCCUCAUCUGGCCUACCUCGGUCCAAUACCACUGCCUGUGCACAAAUAAUAAAACAAGCAACAGCCAUUAAAUGAAUGAAUAGGUCCCUUUCCCCCCCACAGGAAACUUUCCACAGCUUCAAGCUUUCACCUUCUCAACUCUGUACCUCAUGACCACACUAUCCCUUUAACUUUUUGAAGUUUUGUGUGUAUGAGUGUUUUGCCUGAAUGGAUGUAUAUGCACUAUGUGUGUCUGAUGCUCUCAGAGGUCAGACAUGGGCAAUGGAUCUCCCAGAACUGUCAUUAUGGACGAUUGUGAUCCACCAUGUGGGUGCUGGGAAUGGAAUCCCUGUGCUCUGCAAGAGCAACAAGUGCUCUUAAAUGUCAAGUCACCUUUCCAGAGCCCUGCACUGGCCCCUUUAAAUAAAAUGUACCGGUGUUCUCUCUAGAAAAUUGUAAAUAGGGUGGUCUAUAGGGAGGAGCCCAUUGUGCAUCCCUGUUUAUGGUAUGUCUUCAUUAUUCUGGUUAUCCGCCCCUUUCAUUCUCCUAGAGAAGCCUUACACAGAACUCGGUAGCCCAGAGGGUAUUGCUUUCUCAAGGUGCUUUGUAUUCUAGAGAGAUGCUAUGCUUUCAGGGGAGGUAUGGGGGCCAUGGUUUGGGACAAAACUUCUCCCGUCCCAACACUCCUACAAGGAAACCACUGUUUCCUGUCUCCACCAAGGGCAGUGUGAGCCCUGCCCCACACCUAGAGGUUCCUUCUGUCCCUCUUCCGCCAAUCACACUGAACAGGGGUGGGUGAAACUGAGCUGAAAAGAUCCCAUCAUUCUCUGUGUGCUCUACCACACUGUGUUUCUAAGAGUGUGGCCUUUGACCCCAAUGAUGUUUUUUAAAGCAUGCCCUCCAGAAUUGAGGACCACUGGCUGAACUCAGAUUUCAUCCAAGCAACGAUGCUGCUUCACCCUCUAAGUGGAACAUCACACUCAGGAGGCCCAUCCUGGGUCCUGUCCCCUACUUUCUUUCCUUGUCCCCGACGGACUAGCGUUGGCCACCAAUAUCUGUAACGUCAAGUUCCUGUAAUCGAUUGGGACUGGAGAUUUCAAUAUCUCAUUGUUUUACACUGCAAACAAAACAACCGCUUGAGUCCACAGCUCAGGCGCUGCCACCACUUCUGCUUCCCCAUAAGUGACACACUUCCUGUUCCUUCCUCACUUUUAUCUGGGUUUUGAGCAAUCUCACCCCUUUCCAAAGGUAUCUAUUCUGCCCUAUUUCUGUCUCUGAGAACCUAGUUUCUUUCUCAAGUUUCUGAUGAAUUCCACUCCAUUGUGAUCCCAUCUGUUCCUCUGCCCACUGCCGAGUUUCAUCUUUAACUCUCCCAUGCUGAGGUCAACCCGUUCUUUCCAUUCCUUCCCCUAAAUUUUUGGCUCAACUGGGGUAGGCAGGAAGCCCUACAAGGAUGACCUAAAUUGCCAUAUUCUAAAUUUCUAUUCCCUGUUCAUCUCUCCAGAUUUUUUUAAGGCCAUGACAGAGUAUUGCUAAUGGGUGAGUUUGUGGGGUGAAAGGCAGGUUGUGCCUCAAUCUUGACCAGCCCCCAGUUGCCCCUCCAAAUCCUGCCUCAGUAACAAGUCCCCUCAGAUUACCCACCUCCCAGUUUUGCUGGGUCAGAGAUCAGCUUUAGAGGGCACUGCAGUGCUGCAUGGAGAGGGUGGGGCCCUUGAAUGAGGACAGACCUUGGACACUCCCCUCCCCAGUUCUCCACCAGUCUCAGGGCCACUCUGCAAGGGCCUGGAGUAUGGAGGCCCAGGUGGUGAUGACCUCCUCCAACUGACCUCAAGGCAAGUUCACAGAAGCUAGGUAUUUAGGGGAAGCUAAAAGAAGCUUGAAGCUGGCUCAGGUGGAGUUAAGACACAGAGAAAGCUGGCUCUGGGGUUGCUUUGAAAGGGAUGAGACAAGGGCCAUAGAGGCUGACGGCUGACCCACUGAUCUGUUGAGAACAAGCCCGUGGCCCUGCAGGAAGAACCUCUUUACCUCAUGAGUGUAGCACAGGGCCGUAGGAACCCCGUACAAUGAAAGAAGCCUAGGGGACCCUGCUGAAGGGUGGUGCUACAGAUGUCUCUGAGGGUUUCUCAGGCUGAUUCAUGUCUCCUUGUGUUCACUCUUACUUCCCCUCAACCACUUGAGAAAACCUUUUCAACAAAUCUGGUCUUUACCACCACAAGGGGAAAAAAGGACACAGAUAGAAAUUAGGGAAUUGAGAAAAAAGGAAGGACAGCCAUUGUGAUCCUGAAUUCAUUGGGCGCAACCCUGUCUGCAACUAGCUUCAACAAAUACUUGAAAUUCUGACAUGCUGUCUACUCCGUCCAAGCUUUCAUGCUCACACCACUUCAGGUUUUAAAUUCUCUUCUUUGGAUCUUGUUGUGUUGUCCCUAUAUUAAAUCCUCAGACUGCAAGUUUUCAUGUUUCUGGGUGCUUGCCUUUUGGCUUUAAUGAGAGUCAGCUCAACCAGAUAGCUUGCCAUGUUGGAGUUCCCCAGAAGUGAGAGGAGGAGAAAUUUGCUAAUUUGAGACCCUUGACAUUCAAAUAGUGUGGAAGUGGGUUCUAGACAUGUAACCUUCACCAACACAGAAACAAUAUAAGGAAGGAGAUUAUAGAAAGACACAGUGGUUAGAUGCCAAAGGUACGCAGAACACCUAAUAGACCAGACCAGAGAAGAAAGCUUAGUGAAAACACUAAAUCCACACAGCAGUGAGGGGAUAUUGACAGCUUCAAGAGAAAAGACACAAGCCAUGCUGUGAUGGCUCUUCUUAGUUGUCAUCUUGACUACAUCUGGAAUCAACUCUAAAGCCCAAGUGGCCGGGUACAUUGCUAACAUUUUUGUUCUUAAGUAAAUCAUCUGAAGUAAGACAAACAUCUGCUUUUAAUUCAGAUCUUUUGAGUAGGAAGAUCCCCCCUUUAAUCUGGGCAACACCUUCUGAUGGCAGCCAAGUCCCAAUGGGAACUUUUGUAAUUAAAAGCCAGAAGAGAUUGAGGCAAUGUACUCCAAGAUCUAAAAUCAAGCCACAAAUGCCAACCCAGACCACUUUACUUAGCAAAGCUAUCUGCUUUGGUUGAAGCAUAAAGAAAAACAUUUUAUGAGAACACACACAACAUACACAUGCACACACAAACACAAUCACGCACGCACACACACACGUUCUUUCUGACUUACAGAGAAUACCAGAUUACUGCAGACUGAAGAGAGGAAUAAACACAGCAAAAAGGUCAAAUAAAAAAAAAAAAUGAAGCUGCCGGGCGGUGGUGGCGCACGCCUUUAAUCCCAGCACUCGGGAGGCAGAGGCAGGCGGAUCUCUGGGAGUUCGAGGCCAGCCUGGUCUACAAGAGCUAGUUCCAGGACAGGAACCAAAAGCUACGGAGAAACCCUGUCUCGAAAAAUCAAAAAAAAAAAAAAAUGAAGCUAUAUUUACUGAAACACAAAAUCGGACUAUGAACACAAACAGGAAAAAGAACGAUACACGCUGUUCUCAAUUAUAGCUUUACAUAACCCAGCCUGUUAGUCUGUGUCUUUCCUAUUGAGGAAUUGAGACCAUCUGCACUGAGAGUCCUCAAGGAGCAGUGUUUGCUGACUCCUGUUAGUUUUUUUUUAUGGUGUGGGGUUCCCUCCCCAUGUCUUUUGAUUUGCUGUCAUGGGAUUAUUUAUUCCUAUGUUUUCUUGGGUGUUUCUCUUGCAGCUUUUAAAUUUUCUUUCUCUUAUGUGGUUAGUGUUCUAAUUAUAUGUUGUGAAAAUUUAUUUUCUAGUCUGGUCUUUUUGGUGCUAAUUAUGCUUCUUAUACCUUGGUAGGGAUUUUCUCCUUUAGGUCAGAGAAAUUUUCUUCAUUGAUUUUGUUGAACAUAUUUUCUGUGCCUUUGGCCUGGAUUUCUAGGUCCUCAAUUCCUGUUAUUCUUAGACUUAGUCUUUUCACAGUAUCUCAGAUUUCCUGAAUGCUUUGUGCCUGUUUGUUUUUUUAAAAAAAUUUAACAUUUUCUUUGACUAAGGAAUCUAUCUUUUCUAUCUUGUGCUCAAUCCCUAAGAUUUUUCUCUUGUAUGUUGUAGUAGUGUGAACGCAAUUGUCCUCAUAAGCUCAUAGAAAGUGGGACUAACAGGAGGUGUGGCUUUGUUGUUGGAGGAAGUGUGUCACUGUGAGGGUGGGCUUUGAGGUUUCAUAUAUGGUCAAGUCAUGCCCAGUAUCUCAGGCCACUUCCUGUUACCCAUAUAUCAAGAUGUAAAACUCUCAGCUCCUCCAGCACCACGUCUGCCUGCAUGCUGCCAUGUCCCAUCGUGAUGAAGACACAACAAUAAUUUUUUUAUAAGAGUUACCAUAGUCAUGAUGUCUCUUCAUCGCAACAGAAACUCUAAAACAUAUGUCUCGUAUUCUGUUGGUGAGACAGACUUUGUUUCACGUCCUAAAAUUUUAAUCUCCAGUUUUACCUCAAUUUGGGUUUUCUUUAAUUUUAAUUUCAGACACUCAACUGUUUCAUUCACUUCCUUCCACUGUUUAUGCUUUCACAGACUUUAUUAAGGGGUUGAUUGAUCUCCUCUUUGUGGUUUUUAAGCGUAUUCAUAAUAGCUGUUUGAAGGCUUGGCUUGUGCUUCAGCUGUCUUGCUUUUCAGGAACUUUUCUGUAGGAGAGUUGCUGGACUCUGGCGGAGGCUUAUAGGUUAGGGUGGUGUGGGUGUGGUUUCUCAGUGGCAUCUAGGUUUCUAGAUUUGUGGAUAUCCAUGAUUGUAGGUGUUGAUAUAUGGUCUUUGUAGGGUCGAGGGCUCUGUUACUUGGUUCUGUCACCUGCUCUGGAUCUGAGGAAACUGUGGUGACUAUGGGUUGUCUCAUAGGGAGUACUUCUGAGUCCCUGCCACUAGGGUUCCUGGGGGUUCCUGUAGAAUGUGUUUCUAGAUAUUUGGGGCUGGCGUAAAGGAAUGGGCUUGGACUAAGAGAGUAAAGGUCUGGAAGUGUCUAUAGGGAGAAGGGAACGGGUCUGCCACAAGAGUUAACAAAGCCCUCAGAGAGGGAAGUCAGAGAGCAAGCAGUGGUCGUACACAGUGCCGUGAGUGGUCUUACACAGGGCUGUGAGUGGUCUUACACAGUGCCGUGAGUGGUCUUACAGGGCUGGGAAUGAUACAGCUGUCUUUGAGUCAUUUCUGCUCCUGUCAUUAACCUCUCACCCAUAUGUAGUAACAAGGGUGGCGGGGCUGUGUCCUCAGCACCCCGGCUGCCUGGCUAGCUUAUGCCCGAAAUAACAACACACAAACUGUAUUCAUUUAAUCACUGCUUGGCCCAUUUCUAUCUAGCCUCUUCUAGGCUAAU
This is a messenger RNA of Microtus oregoni (creeping vole), 9395 nucleotides long. RefSeq names its product zinc finger protein 641 (gene Znf641). The coding region runs from base 198 to 1484 and encodes 428 amino acids. Gene Ontology annotation, cellular component: nucleoplasm. The record is from RefSeq and is a predicted model, not a curated record. Gene Ontology annotation, molecular function: DNA-binding transcription repressor activity, RNA polymerase II-specific. Lineage: Eukaryota; Metazoa; Chordata; Mammalia; Rodentia; Cricetidae. The transcript has 7 exons. Gene Ontology annotation, biological process: negative regulation of transcription by RNA polymerase II.